GCCUAACACUUGAUUAAUAACGAAUCAAUCAACAAAGGAAAAUAAAAGAAGGCUUAAACUCUACAUUUGAUUAAAGCAAACUUACGGCUUUUGCUUUUCUGCUUUACUUUGAUACGAUUCUCCAUUUUUCCUACUUGGCCUAGGGUUUUGCAGCUACAAUUCUGUUAGAGGAAUAAACAGAGCACCACUUUUUAAUUUCGUUUAUAGGGUUAUUUUUGUUUCUUGUUGUGUUGAUUCAAAGGUUUAGGGGCCUUCCAGGGUCAUAGUGAAUAAGCAGGAUUUCAAAGAUGAGUUGAAGUGAAGUAUCCUCAUAUUUGGACGAAGGUUUCGAAGUAUUGUUGGCUGGGCUUAUACUGGAUAGUAAGCUAAUAUGUUUGGCUUAAUUGGGGAAAAAUGAAACUCGACAUCGAAUUCUAACGCCAGUAUGGCCUUAGAUUGUGUUCGUGUUAAGAAGGUGCAUGAUACUGUUAUUCAUAGCCUAAUGCUUGUCUGGGUUCAUAGUUUACUAGCAUACGGGUAGUUGAGUACUAAAUGGAAAUAUAGAACUUUAAAAUGGAAGAGUAUAGAGAAUCAGAGUUUCCACUUCUUAGCUGGAUCAGCAAAAAUCCUUCUGAUAUGGUGGCGUCCCGUCUGUUUAUUCUCUCCUGUUUCAUUGCUGGUUUAGUAGGAAUUUUAACUAUAUUUUACACAGCUUUCGAGUGGAGAAGGAACUUAAACGGUAGUUGGAUGAAAGCCAUAGCCAGGUCAAAGAAAAACCCGAAAACAAGGAAUAAGGUCCCUGCAGCUCCUCAUACUUGGGCUUUGGAAACUGUUUCUCGAGGGAAAAGUUUAAAUUGCUGUGUCUGUUUAAAGUCCAUUUCUCCAUCUCAGACUCUUGGCCCACUUGUUGCUUCAGAAAGUUUUUUUAAUCGUUGCAGCAUAUGUGGUGCAGCCGCUCAUCUGAGUUGCUCAUCGAGUGCUCAUAAGGAUUGUAAAUGUGUAUCUAUGUUUGGACAUCCGCAUGUGAUACAUCAGUGGGCAGUACGCUGGACAGAGGUAGCUGAUCAACCCGAUGAAUCUUAUUUCUGCAGCUACUGUGAAGAGCCAAGUUCAUUUCUUGGUGGGUCCCCUAUAUGGUGUUGCUUGUGGUGUCAGCGCCUAGUUCAUGUUGAUUGUCAUGCCAAUAUGUUCAACGAAACAGGUGAUAUUUGUGACCUGGGCCCUUUCAGAAGGCUUAUUCUAUCGCCACUUUAUGUGAAAGAGCUUAACAAGGGCGGACUGCUGAAUUCUAUCACACAAGGUGCCAAUGAGAUUGCAUCUUCAGUGCGUGCUAGUUUAAUAAGUCAAAGCAUGAAAUACAAACACAGUAAUCAGAAACAUGGGAGUGGGACCUCUGCAGAGACAAGCAACGGUGAUGUUGUUGGGGACACAACGGCUGAAUGCACUGCUGAUACUCAUCAAGUGAAUGGUAAUUGUAGAAUAGAUGAAAACUGCAAUAAUGGUGUAAAUAGAGAGGGUGUGGAUCAGCAGCAAGACAGUGGUGUGAAAAAGAUGAUAUCUAUACCCAGCUUCAAGAGGAGUUCAUCCAUUAAUCAGAAGGAUGAAUCUCAAUUAAUAGGGCAGAAAUACGAAUUGACUGAUUUGCCUCCAGAUGCCAGGCCUUUGCUAGUUUUCAUAAACAAGAAAAGUGGAGCCCAACGAGGAGAUUCACUUAGGCAGCGGUUGAACCUUUUAUUAAAUCCAGUGCAGGUCUUUGAGUUGAGUUCAACAGAAGGACCGGAAAUUGGUCUGCAUCUUUUCAGAAGGGUGCCGCACUUCCGGAUUCUUGUUUGUGGAGGUGAUGGAACUGUUGGCUGGGUUUUGAACGCCAUAGAUAAACAAAACUAUGUUUCUCCUCCACCGGUGGCAAUACUCCCCGCCGGGACGGGAAACGAUCUGGCUCGAGUUCUUUCCUGGGGAGGUGGUUUAGGUUCAGUUGAGAGACAAGGUGGUCUUUGCACACUUUUGCAUGAUAUAGAACAAGCAGCCGUAACUAUCCUUGAUCGAUGGAAAGUUUCUAUCUUAAACCAACAGGGCAAGCUGCUUCAACCCCCAAAGUUCUUGAACAACUACCUUGGGGUUGGUUGUGAUGCAAAGGUUGCAUUAGAAAUCCAUAAUAUGAGGGAGGAAAAUCCCGAGAAGUUCUACAAUCAGUUCAUGAACAAAGUCCUUUAUGCCAGAGAAGGUGCCAGGAGUAUCAUGGAUUGGACAUUUGCGGAUUUUCCAUGGCAAGUUAGGGUGGAGGUUGACGGUGUUGAGAUUGAAGUUCCCGAGGAUGCAGAAGGUGUUCUCGUAGCUAAUAUUGGAAGCUACAUGGGUGGAGUAGACUUGUGGCAGAAUGAAGAUGAACACUAUGACAAUUUUGAUCCUCAAUCCAUGCAUGAUAAGAUGCUAGAGGUUGUUAGCAUUUCUGGGACUUGGCAUCUUGGGAAGCUUCAGGUGGGACUUUCCAAAGCUCGGAGGCUUGCACAGGGUCAAUCGGUCAAAAUUCAACUUUUUGCUGCAUUUCCUGUUCAAAUAGAUGGAGAACCUUGGUAUCAGCAACCUUGUACAUUGACAAUAACACAUCACGGACAGGCUUUCAUGCUGAAGAGAGCAGCAGAAGAACCUCUAGGUCAUGCAGCAGCAAUAAUUGCUGAUGUGCUUGAGAAUGCCGAGUCUAGUCAAGUGAUCGAUGCGUCACAGAAGCGGGCACUUCUUCAAGAAAUGGCAAUCAGACUCUCUUAGGCACCGACACAUUAAUUUUGGUAGUUUGCAGCAAUUAAUCCAAAGUUUUGUAUAAAAGCCCCCCUCCCCCCCCCCCCCCCCCCCACCCCUCCCCCUCUUUCAGGUUCUCUCAUUUCACGUGUAAAAUAUAUGGAAAUUAGACAUUGCUCGUUUGAAUACGAAGCUAGUCAGCGUUCAAGUGAUUUAGACGAAUUUGGCUCCCUGUUUUGCCAUAUUUUAUGAUAGUUGAACCAGUGUCCUUGUGGUCCUGCGGUCGGAUGUGCUCCAAGAGUUUCAUCCUCUAGUUGUAAAUAAAUUGUGAGCAAGACUCUCUUGGAAGCUUUGACAUGUCUAUAUACGCCCCACAAACAAACAUCCCAAUAGUUGGAGAUGUCCCGCCGGGUUGAGGCUUAAUAUGCGGGGUUGGACCACGGUACCGGUAGCGAACUUAGGAAUUUUGUGUUUAAAAUCUGAUAUUUUAUAUGUAGAGAAGCAGUAUUUCAUCUAUAUAAAUGGUAUCUUCUGGUAAAUGGUGUUCAAACUGCCACCUUUUGCUAGGGAAAGGCGGGUAGCUUGACCAAUUCAAUGAAAUAGGUGGAGAAUUUUUAAAUUUAGGAUUCGAAUUCCAACAGAGGUAAAUACUAACUGAUUCUUUCCAUUUGUUUAUGCGUGGAUGAAUAGAGUUACUUGAUUUCUAUCCAGGUUGGAGGUAACAGAAUUUAUUGAAGUACGUAGAAGUAGUAGUGGCGGGAUCACCUUAUGUCAAAAUCACACCGUUUAGUUGGGUUAAAAUUUUAAUUUUAUCUAUAAAUAUUAUUUGUUGACUCCUCUUA
This is a messenger RNA of Lycium ferocissimum, 3557 nucleotides long. Its product is annotated as diacylglycerol kinase 1-like. Gene Ontology annotation, molecular function: ATP-dependent diacylglycerol kinase activity. The coding region runs from base 553 to 2745 and encodes 730 amino acids. The record is from RefSeq and is a predicted model, not a curated record. NCBI's taxonomy places the organism in Eukaryota, Viridiplantae, Streptophyta, Magnoliopsida, Solanales, Solanaceae. The transcript has 8 exons.